AUGUGGCCAUUCUCCCCCCCGUCGUGCGACCUCGAUGCCUGCGCUCCGCCCAGCCCGCACGCCAUCACGGCCGCCUCGCUGCUGUCGGCGCUGCCCUUCGCCGCCGUCUUCCUGGCCGCCAACACCGUCGCCGUGCGCCACAUCUUCCCCAAGCUGAGCCGCGCCGCCCACGACGACGUUCGCGACGGCGAGGACCAUGUGUUGCCGUCCCACGCGCCCGCCGCGCUGCGCCAGGCCCACGCCGAGCACGGCAGCAAGAGCUGGAGGCAGAGGGGCGCCGCCUGGGCGUUUGGCACCACGGUCGGGUUGGCGGCGACGCUGGGCGCCCUCAUCAUGGCCGAGAUCGUCGGCGCCGUGGACGCAGCCGCGAGGAACCUGGCGCUGGCCGUCACGGUGCCGGCGCUGCUCUUCAUGCUGGUCGUGCUGAUACCCUGGUUGGAGUGCCGCAGCCUCGUCGCCAGCGCCGGCUGGAGCUUCCAGCGCACGGCCAGGGGCAAGCUGCCGCGGGUUGCCCUGGGCCUGCAGGCGGCGCUCUUUGGAGGCUGGCUGUUUGUCUUUUGGGCCAUGGGCAGCGUGGUGCCGCGGGCGGAGAUUCUGCUUCGUGCUGUACCGCCGCCGACGGCUGAGCACGGAGGUGACAAGGCGAGGGCUGUGCUGGGCAGUGCGGGCGAGCAUCUGACGAGGGCGUGUCUGGAGCGCAUCGGCGUCGUGGGCAUCUCGCUCAUGGCGCUGCUGUCGGGCUUUGCGUCCGUGUCGGCGCCGUGGCACACGUUUGGCCGGGCGGAGGCGAGGCGGCGCAGGCCGCUGACGGACGCGGACCUGAACCGCAAGCAGGCGGGGCUGGAUGCGACGAGCGAGAUGUUGGCGACGAAGCGGCAUCGGCUGCAGCAGCUGCAGCGCAACGCGGCGGCGCAGGACGCGGGCAGGGGGGGCAAAGGGGGUAAAGGACUGGUCGGGAUGGUGAUGGGGUCGAUGCGCGGGCUUUCGGGCGACGAGGCGGAGAUGCAGACGCUGCGGAUGGAGAUUGCCGGGCUGGAAGCCAUCGAGGCCAAUCUGUCGUCGAACCUGGUGCUGAUGAAGAGCCAGCGCGCGGCGUCGGCACGGGCUUCCACGACUCUGGGCCGCCUCCUGCUGGUGCCGUCGUACGUCUUCAGCGCGUACUGCGUGUACCGCAUCCUGGCGACGGCGCUGACGACGAUCCGGAGGGCGUCCUCGCCGUCGGCGAGCUUCGCGUCGAGCGAUCCCAUCAACCGCUUCCUGGGCCUCUUGGCGCGGCACUGGGACCCGAAGCUGGACCAGAUGGCGUGGGCGCGCAUCAUCAGCUUUGCGCUGAGCGGCGUGAUCCUCGUGGCGAGCGCCAACAGCGCCAUCCAGACGUUCCACCUGUUUGCCAAGUGGACGCCGGGCCUGCUGCGGCAUGCGCAGGCGAACCUCGCGCUGGCGGUGGGCCAGGUCGCGGCUACCUAUGUCAUCUCCGCGAGCCUGCUGCUGCGCAGCCAGCUGCCCAGCGAGGCGAGGUCGGCGGUGGGAGGGGUGCUCAGGGGCGCGCUGACGCCGGCCUUUGUGGACGGAUGGUUUGAGGGGUGGUUCUUGCUGGGGAGCGUGGUGACGGCGCUGGGGAUAUGGCUGGGGGGCAAGAUUGGGGGUGGGAGCGAGGUGGAUUGGGAUUUGGAUGGGUACGGGAUGGAGGAGAUGGGGGCGAAGAGGUCGUGA
Trichoderma citrinoviride is the source of this 1713-nucleotide messenger RNA. RefSeq lists its product as hypothetical. Gene Ontology annotation, cellular component: membrane. Lineage: Eukaryota; Fungi; Ascomycota; Sordariomycetes; Hypocreales; Hypocreaceae. Bases 1 to 1713 code for a protein of 570 amino acids. The record is from RefSeq and is a predicted model, not a curated record. The transcript has a single exon.